UCUUGUUCCUUGCUCGGUUUCUUUCGGAUAUGCUCUGUGGCUCGAUAAUUUAUAUCUAUUGGUUUAACCUUACUAUAUUUAUGCUUCGGACAAAUCAUUCAGGUUAUGUUUAAUCAUAUAUAAAUAAAUCAAUGUAAAUUAGUAAAUUGCACUUUUAAUGUUAGAAGGGUAGAACAAAGUUCCAUUAUCGUUCAACGUUUCAACCGACUAAGAACGUACACGUCAAAAGAUACGAGAUAUCGCGCGAAUUAUACGCAGAAAAAGAAAAACCUAGAGAUUCUAAUGUCAAUUAUCAAAGAUAUAAAAAGAAGAUGGAGCUAGACAUAAAAAGGAUUGUAUUGAAAUUAUGGCUACUGAAUGUUUUGAUGACAACCUCCAUCAGCGCAGCAGUACCUCUUAGGGAUCAUUAUCAAAGUCUGAUAGGUGGUCAAGGCUUGUAUAAUUCCAGCGAUGAUGUAGUGAUUCUUAAUGCCACAAACUUCAAAACGAAUGUUUAUGGCAGCACCAAGAGUUGGCUAGUUGAGUUUUACAACAGUUGGUGUGGCUUUUGUUAUAGAUUCGCGCCGACUUGGAAAGCUUUGGCAAGCGAUAUUCUUUCUUGGAACGAUAUCGUCGUAGUUGCGGCAAUAGAUUGCGCCGACGAUGACAACAAUCCAAUCUGUCGCGAAUACGAGAUCAUGCAUUAUCCAAUGCUAAAAUAUUUUUCCGUGAAUGCGCAUCCACCAUCUUUAGGUCUAGUGAUAGAAAAAGGAGACAACAUCGAUUCGGUGAGGCAUAACUUGAUUAAUAGACUCGAGACGGAACAACAGGAAGGACGAGGAUCCACAUGGCCUAACAUUACACCAUAUAGGAAUGUUGAAAUAACAGACAUAUGGAGAACAACAUCCAAUAAUGUAAAGUAUUUCUUUUUUAUUUUUGAAAAUACGGAUUCCGACUUGGGCACGGAGGUUAUUCUUGAUUUGCAUAGAAUCAGCAGCUUGCAAAUACGCAGGGUGACCUCCGAUAAUGAACUGUUAUGCGUGAUGAACAAGGUUACCAAAUUUCCGACUUUGAUAGCCUUUGGGCGCAAUGAGUCACAGAGGGUUGUUAAUGUGAGAGUAUCAUCGAGACAGGGAGUGCGACGCGCUAUUAAGGAUUACGUAAUUGCUAAAGGAGUUAACAUCGAUGAGACGAUAGGUACGACAGUAUCCCACGAUAUGGCACAGAAUGUCGAGAAUGCACAUCAAACAACAAUUGGGACGAUUGUCAAGUCUCGCGAAGAGCAGGAAGAGGAACAACAUUCAUCGAAAAAGACUGACGAUUAUUUAUACCAACUAGAUUUGGAAAAUGCAUUGCGUUAUUCGAUGAACAACGAGAUAUCCCUAACUAAAUCGAUAGACGGCGAGAAAAUGGAAGCCUUACGAAAAUAUCUUGCAGUGCUGGCGGCGUAUUUUCCUCUACGGCGUGGUAACACAUAUUUAGAGGUGAUACGCGACGUCAUCAAGAGCAGGACGUCCAUAACCGGCGAAGAAUUCAGCCAGCUAGCAAAGACAACAGAAGAAGAGAUGUCGCCGGUGUUCUCGGGAUUGCAUCAUCAGUGGAUAGGAUGCAAGGGUAGCGCAAAUUCAUAUCGGGGAUAUCCUUGCGGAUUGUGGACCAUGUUUCAUAUGUUAACUGUGAACUUUGCUCUAGAACCGAGCAAGGUUCCUCAGGCAGAUUUCUCGCAAGAUCCUGUGGCAGUGUUGCGAGCGAUGUAUGGCUAUAUCGAAACGUUCUUCGGAUGCGCCGACUGCGCCGCACAUUUCGUGGAAAUGGCCGGCAAGAAUAGGAUAUUUGACACGCGCAGCAGAGACGAAGCCGUACUCUGGCUGUGGCGAGCGCAUAAUGAAGUGAACGCUCGAUUGUCGGGUGACGCUACGGAGGAUCCCGAGCACAAAAAAAUACAAUAUCCCGCAGCAGAGCAUUGCUCGGCGUGCAGAUUCCUUAAUGGCAGCUGGAACGAGAAAGAAGUUCUACAAUAUUUGAGAACUAAGUACAGUUAUAGCAGCAUCAAAUAUGAUGGGAUUAGCGACUAUGAUAGCGAUGUCGGCACGAUCAACGUCGGCAAUGGUUCGAAAGUUAGAUUGGAGAGACUUGCCAAGGAGAAACACACCACUGCUUUUGGCUGGGAUUUGAAUAUAUUCGACAUCAGCAUCUGUGUAGUGCUAUAUAUUACUUCAGCAGCGAUACUCAUAUUAGUAUGCAUUAAGUUUGCUGUUAAGAGAACUAAAAAAAAGAGCUACAUCAAUCUCUUGCCCAAAGUAUGAUCUUCUCUUCCUUAUACACUUUGUGCUAAACGCCGUCGUGCAACAUUCUUGGACCAGCAAGUGUUGUUUAGAUCAUCUCAGUUCUAAUUUAAAAAACUGGUAAGUCACAAAUUUUCAGGUUGUGAUAUCAUUCAAUUAUAACAAUCAUUUUUAAAUGGUGUAUCAUAAAUUGUGAAAAGUCACAGUAGUUAAAAAUGGUAAUGAAAUAAUAAUUUCCAAACAAAAAUCAAAAUAAUGCAUCUCAUAUUAGCAAUGAUAAUCUCUCUUUAAUCUCUGACUCAUUCAUGAGUCUUGAAUAAAAAUUAAAUUGCCAAAUAUGUAAUUACAAAAUCGAUCUCCUUUGUCGUCCUAAACUUAGUAACUUUAUAAUGUUGUCGCGUCUGUAGAUUUAUUUACUAUCGAUUUUUACAAUUAUUUAACACUUUGCCUUGUGAAAAAUAUAAGAAUAUAAAGAUACGCCUAAUAAUACAUAUAGUCAAUGAAAUAAGAAUAAAUUAUAAGUAUAUAUACAUUCUUCUUUAAAUAAAACAAUUAUUUAAUAUUACUAUAUAGUAUUUCCUUGUUUCAUGAUAUAUGCUCAGAUUAGUCGCCAUCAAAGAAAAGACUUAUCUUCCAAAAAUUUCCAUAAAUCUUUUUGAUGGCUUUUGAAAGUAAAAGUGAGACAAAAAUAAAAGCAAGUAAGAUAGAAUGAAAAAAUUGUUAGCAUUAAAAUUAGAGCGCUGCCAGAUGAUCACAUGGAUGAUUCACUGUCAUAAAAUGAAGUCCUUCGUGAAACGAGGAGAUCUAUACACAGAAUAAUACUCUUGGCCACAUUGUUUGGCAUGCAUUUAUAUAGUAUAUUUAUAAUUGUCUUAAAAUUGCAACACAUAAAAUGUGGACAGUUCUUUUUAUUUGACGCACAAUGAGUGUGUUGUGACUGAAAUGAUUCCCUAUCAAAAUUGUAUUAUUACACAUUAUAUUAUACAUAUAUUAAAUCCUAAACAGUAUAAAAACAAUAAAACUAAUAAUUAUUAUGAAAUAUAUAAGAAAGGAAAAAGACCAAUAUAAAGAGAUAAUUAUUUCCUUAUUUUAUAGCCUGUAGCUUCCAGAAAUAUUUGUUUAGAAAUCUUCCUUUUAUAUUUUUUAUACGGUUACUUUUAUAUAUUUACAUGAAAAAUUUUAUACUGUUUAGGGUAAACUGUAGAUGUUCAAGCAAAGAAAAAAAUUGAUAACUAUUAUGUUGAUGUGUAUUUAAAAACUAAAUGUCCAAAAUAUUGGAUUAACGAUGAGUUUGUGAUUAGUUUACUAUAAUUGCGUUUGAAUUGUAAUUGAGAUUGUGUAAAAAAAGAUGUGAUUGUGAUUCGAUAUGCCUGUAAUAUCUAGAUGAAAGUUGA
Cataglyphis hispanica is the source of this 3658-nucleotide messenger RNA. RefSeq names its product sulfhydryl oxidase 2 (gene Qsox1). Gene Ontology annotation, biological process: protein folding. Gene Ontology annotation, molecular function: protein disulfide isomerase activity; flavin-dependent sulfhydryl oxidase activity. The record is from RefSeq and is a predicted model, not a curated record. NCBI's taxonomy places the organism in Eukaryota, Metazoa, Arthropoda, Insecta, Hymenoptera, Formicidae. Gene Ontology annotation, cellular component: Golgi membrane. The transcript has 4 exons. The coding region runs from base 312 to 2285 and encodes 657 amino acids.